AUGCCUUCCACAGACAGACAGACAGGCACAGGAUGUGGAGAUGCUGAAUCCAGCUGCACAAAUCGCAGAUGUCUGGCUGAAAUGUUGAUCAAUAAAAACUUUUCAACUCAGCCACAGUAUGAAAACUGCACCAGGAUGAUACGUGUCCCUUUAAUUGAGUACCAGACUCUGUCAGUUGACACAAAGAAUCUCCGUCUAAUCAGCCGUCUGCAAGCAACAAUCGUAUGGAGAGAUCCUGAGUUGACGUGGAACACGUCGCUUUACCAGUAUGAUGAAGUGAUCCUGCCAGUGAAUAAAAUCUGGACCCCAGAGCUCCAUGUGACAAAUGGAAUAUAUACAACUAUGGAGCACAGCUCCCGUGACCUGCUGGCGUACAGUAACGGCACCGUGAGGCACUCUGUGAUCAUCAACGCUGAGGUCAAUCUGUUCAACUACCCCUUUGCUUCUGAUGCGUGUCCAGUCGCUAUCCAAACCUGGUCCAUUGACGGAUGUGGCACAGAGCUGGCACUGGGCAAUCUGAAAAUGGUUGAUAGCACCCACGGAGACUGGAAAACCGACAGCGUGUCCCUCCUUAAACAGAGAGACGACCGCAAUUACAUCAUGGUGUCACUGAGGAUCAAAUACACCAACCCCUUCAUCACGUUACAGCUGCCCACUAUCCUGAUUGUCCUGGCUGAUAUGGUCAGCUUCGCCCUGCCACUGGGAGGCGGCGAACGCAACUCGUUCAAGGUCACGCUGGUGCUCAGCUUUACCAUGUUCCUUGGCAUCCUCAACGACAAGCUGCCCGGAGACAGCCAGUGCAGCCCCAUCAUCCGAACCCACUUCUGUGUUUGCCUUGUGCUUUUGGUGCUGAGCAUGCUGGUGUCCCUGGUUCUGACUCGGGUGGCCAAAGAUGGCAGCUUAAUUUUCUGCUGCUGUCCAAAGCGGUCAGGCCCAAAAAACACAGGAAACAAGGAGGACAGAGAGGAUGACGAGGCCAAGGCUGACAUCAGUGUGGUUCAGCUGAAUGGCUCGGAGGAGUCGAAUAAAAUGCUCAGGGAGGUGGUAAACUUCCUGCAGGCUUUGGAAGCCAAGGAAGUGGAGAGUGAAAGACAUCAGGCGCUCGCCAACAUGCUGGACCAAACCUUUUUCUGGUUCUAUUUCGUUUUAGGCAGUGCGUACUUCUUUGCCAUGAAUUAUGUGAUGAUAACUGUCACAUGUCAAGUGAACCAUUUUGAUUUCUGGUACUAA
This is a messenger RNA of Paralichthys olivaceus (Japanese flounder), 1230 nucleotides long. NCBI's taxonomy places the organism in Eukaryota, Metazoa, Chordata, Actinopteri, Pleuronectiformes, Paralichthyidae. The record is from RefSeq and is a predicted model, not a curated record.